This is a messenger RNA of Synchiropus splendidus (mandarinfish), 4196 nucleotides long. It is a transcript of the gene tspan13b, whose product is annotated as tetraspanin 13b. The record is from RefSeq and is a predicted model, not a curated record. Lineage: Eukaryota; Metazoa; Chordata; Actinopteri; Syngnathiformes; Callionymidae. Gene Ontology annotation, cellular component: membrane. The transcript is spliced from 6 exons. The coding region runs from base 175 to 786 and encodes 203 amino acids.
CUCUGACUUGACACUUGUUCUCCCCGCGUUCAUCCAGGUUCGACCGAACGGUGCGCCGGUAUCCAACACGGAAGCUCAAGUGUUGGUCGCUAGCUCGGUAACUGAUCGCGAAGAAUUGUCGUACUUAUUUUCAAUUGCAUUGUCCGAGGAAUUGGGUGGUUCUGAACGUCCAACAUGUGCUGCGCCGGAUACACCUGCUCCAAACAUUUACUCUGCGUCAUCAACAUCUUGUACAUGAUGGUUGGUCUUCUGAUGAUCGGCAUCGCUGCAUGGGGCAAGUGGUUCGGUCUGGUCUCCAGCUUCCAGGUAGUGGGAGGAGUCAUCGGAGUGGGGGUCUUCCUCUUCUUUGUGGCUCUUGCCGGACUGGUGGGAGCAAUGAAGCACCACCAGGUCCUGCUGUUUUUCUACAUGAUCAUCCUGUUCAUGGUGUUUAUUGUGCAGUUUGCUGUUUCCAGUGCAUGUUUGGCCAUUAACCGUCAGCAGCAGGAGGAGCUGCUGGAGGUCAGCUGGAAUAACUCCCCCAACACCCAGAGAGAUGUCGAGAAGAACCUGAACUGCUGUGGCUUUAAGAAGGUGGAUUUCAACAGCACCUGUGCUGCAGCCUGUUUCCCGAACCGUGCAUGUGUGCCAUGUGCAGACAAGAUUCAAGCCCAUGCUGGGGAAGCACUACAGUUUGUGGGUGGGAUCGGACUCUUCUUCAGUUUCACUGAGAUCCUGGGAGUGUGGCUCACUCAUCGCUUCAGGAACCAGAAGGAUCCAAGGGCAAACCCCAGUGCCUUCCUUUAAACCCCCACUUUACCUCAUAGGUUUUUUUUUAACAUCUUGGAUGACAGAAGGAUCUGCUUUUACAUUCUGAUAUGGAUUAAUAAUGUGAUAUGGAUUUGUGCUGCUGUGAGAACGGAGAUAUGCUGGUGUUAGCCAAGAGCCGCCUCAGCUCACUGCAUAACUACAUGUGAGCGACACUGUGUGUUUGUUUGUAUAUAUGUGUGUGUGCUUGUUUUACCUUUUGCUUUAGGGGCUUUUCACACUGUGGGUUCUGUCUCGGGCGGCCUGGGUCCGAUUCUCCCCCUUUACUACCCGGCAUUUAACAUGUUUGUGUGGAGUCGCGCUGUACACGUAGUCUCUGGCAUGUAGCGCAGUUGCCUGAGGCAAGAAGCUCACCACCCGUGGAGAGUUUCCCGAGACAAAGUGCAGGUCUCUUGCCGGGAUCAGGCCAAAACCUGACUCGCUUGUGUUCACAUCUUGGACUUGUGAACUGAAAGAGCUUAGUCUCCAGACAGAACCUGCAAUGUCAAAAGCCCCUUACAUUGUCACCAACACUGACAUCAACUAAUACAAUUAGAAAGAAGAAAUUAUGUGUUUUCAUUUCGUGUAUGCAAAACUGAAAGUUCAAUAGAAUUUCGUUUUCAUGUACUACCAUGAAAUGCAUUGUGAUUCUCACGAGGUCCUCAUACGUGGGUCACACGCAGCUGCCAUCUUGUGACGUCACUGGAGGCACCAAGCAACGGUGCACUGUGCACUGAAACGUCCAAAGUAGUGGCGAUAUCAGUGAAUAAUGAGGGAUUUGCCAGCAUUUUUUUAGAAAGAAGAGCAGAUUCAUGUAGCGAAGGACUGAACGGUAACAUAAGGAUAAUGUAAAACUCUCUUCAGAAGGGUCAGCAGUUCAAAACAUUUAAUGUAUGUAAUGUAAUUUUGUGUAAGCAGUAGGACUUGCUCUGCCUUUUACCGGUGAGUAUCGACACUUCCUCACCAAUGAUAGCUUGCUGUUUGUUUAUAUUUUGUUUCUGGUGGAGGCAAACUUUCAGGGCAAAAUAAUCCUGCAAAGCAGCAAAACCCAGAUAGUUGCGACUUGUCCCUCAUUCUUUAAACUUGCUUCACCAAUUUCUGAUGACGCUCUUCGUCUUUUGGUUUGAGGAACAGGCUUCCAUGCUCACUGGCACCAUUAGAACAUGCAGUUGUCAUGCAAUGGUUUGGCGUUUCCCCUCUGAUACUGAAGCUCAGGAGCUUUUUGACCUGCAUUCCAAAGGUGUGCCGACAUCCUGUGACGUCACCAAGGCUUGAUACCGGCUUUGGCUUUGAUUUACUUAGAACUGCUACAUGUUGCAUAUUUAUGCAUCUUUCCAGAGGUGUGUCAAUGAUACUCUAAAGACCCCCCAAACAGAAUCACUGUGUUUAUGCAUGUUGGUCCCCUGAUGGAAAGACACUUCGACAAUGCAUUCUUCACUUCCACAAUCUUUGUUGUAUCUUGAUAAAGCUGUAUGAAGUAAUAACUACAGCUGUGUUUGUGUGUUUUGGCUUGUUUAGAUUAGCUCUCGUGUUUCUUUUUUUCAUCCCUAACUAAACAAACACAACCCCUUUCCCAGCAGACAAAAGUGGUCCUCUCAAACCAGUCCUUUUAUCUACAAGUUAUACAUAAGAGCCCACCCCCAGAAUUGUUUUCAACAUUCACUCAUUCAUUACUGAGAAUCAACAGAUCAGCAGAUUUCAUUUUUCUGACUGUUCCCUGUUGUUGAUAAUGAAGUAUUUCAAACUUCUGGCUUCUACACUGUGAAUUAGCCUUUGCUCCUGCUAUGUUCUUCAUGUUUCCAUCAGUGCUUUCAAAAUGUCCAUUAAACUGACUUAUGCUAACUUGAUGAAUCCAGGAUUUGUUGUCACAAAUGUAUGAUGUGUCAAAAGUUCACCACAUUCUUCAGUAAUGUCUCUCAGUCAAAGAAAAGGGGAAAAGGUUUCGAUCGCCUUCUCUCUUCAAACUAUCUCAGUUGUUUUCACACUCUCCACACUCUUCAGCCAUUUGUGUUGCCAUAAGCGUCUCCAACAAGAAAACACUACUGCAGUUCUGAAGUAGAAUGCACAAGUUUUGCAUCUAGAUUUUAAACGGUGCCAGCAACAUUUUUCAUUCAUUUGAUUUGUGAUUCUUUGUACAUGUUUCUACUGCUAUGCCGUUUUGCCAUCUUGCUCGAACUGUGACAAGGCAAAACAUCAGCCCCUAAAGUGGCACUGCUCUGACUCAAAAAUAACUACACAGCAGUGUAGUAGUUAUCAUUGCAACACACUCAAUCGUCGGAGGGAAUAACAUCAGAAUCCUUUAGCUGGGAAUAAACCUUUUAUAUUUAUUCAAAAGACACUUGACAUGGACAGCAGUAAUAACAGGAGAUGGGAAGAAUGAGUUGAAUUUCUGUCAUGGUGGAGUUUACAGCUCAGACUUGAGCAGCUUCUUUGCCUUCUGCAUGUUGCUGAUCACUGAGAAGAGAGAGAGAGAGAGAGAUUAGAAAGUGUCAGGAACCCAAUAACAACAACCAUCAUGUCCCGCACUUACAGAGUUUGAUGUCAGUCGGCUCAUAGGCGUACAUCCGGUUGGCAUAGCGACCCACAAUGUCAGCCCUGACAGUCAUGGCUGGGUCUGCGGAGAGACAGUGAAUCAGCCAGGACCAUGGAAUAUAUAUUACUGGAAAUUCUGUGAAUUAUUAUUGUAACCUGCACCCAAGAUGUAGCUGUUGUAAAUCAUGUUGCUAUGAGUCAAAAAAAAGGUUCUUACCAACAAAGAUGAUCCUGGGAACGUACUGACCAUCAGGAGACAGAUGUUUGUCGGUGGUUUCAUACUGUGGCAAAAAGAGACAGGUCACAUCAGACACUACUGAGCUGGGGCAUUUUGCAGUGAUGCUAGACAGACAGUCUGUAAGGCUGGUUCUAACUCAGGUGUAAUCAAACUGAAACUGUCAUAAGAUGAAUGAGUGAUAGGGAGUUAAAGGAAGACGCUACCAUCAAGUUGAUGACGACAAAGUCUUCAUCCAGAAUUUUCUGCAGCUCGUUGUCCUCAGCAAACACCUUCUUCAGAGCUGCAGCAGAAACAUGUUGCAGUCAACAACAGACCCACCUGCUAAUUCUGUGAAUGAUCAUCUCGCUCCAAGAAAAGAUUUUCAGGAUUUGCCAUGAACUGUAAAUGUAUCCUUUACUUAUUUACAUUUUCUUCUGUCUUCUAUUCUAGUGUUUAUCCUUACCCUGAAUAAUAAUGCAAACUCAUUUCCCCGCCAUAUUUUUUACAAGUAUUAUAAUGCUGUAUGUGCAUUUCACUUGUUUUUAAUACACCAAACUAUCACUGUUUUAAAGUUGAAGAGUGUUCACUUCCACCUGUCAUAUCUAUAUCAAUAGACUUCACAGCAGAAAUUUGUUAUUACUUUAUGUUCCAGUUUCAUGUU